GCUCUGACCAGGCAGCACACACUCCUGCCACUCUCCACUGGACCUACAACAAUCACAGAGUAAGGCUCACACGAACCAAGGGUGAGCUCAGCUGCAACCGUGCGUGCACCUGUGUCAGAGAAGAGAGCUUGGUAGGAAGAGGGCAUGGCGGACUGGGGCCCGGUGUUCAUCGGGCUGGUGCUCUUCAUCCUCCUGUCGCCGGGGCUGCUGUUCCAGAUCCCCGGGAAGGGCAGGAUGGUGGAGUUCGGCAACUUCCAGACCAGCGGCCUCUCCAUACUCGUCCACGCCGUCAUCUACUUCGCCCUCAUCGCAAUCUUCAUCCUCGCCCUCGGCGUCCACGUCUACCUCGGUUAAUUGUUCAAGUUCCUCGCCUGAUUAGCUUCUAGUGGGGCACAGAUCGACGCACGCUAUGGUCGAUGAUUGUGUUGAUCUUUCGGCAAUUCAGUUGAUGAUUUUAUGUUUUCUCAAGCAUGUAUAGUACUUUCAGUUUUUAUAUACACUGCUAGCUUUCUAAUGGUCGGGGAUGCAACUCUAGUUCUGACGAUAUCUCUUACUGUAGCAUAUUGAUGAGUGUGUAUUAUGCUAAUUGGGCAUUAGCUUGGUAACCGAGAAAUCAACUGCAAUUUAAUUAAA
Brachypodium distachyon (stiff brome) is the source of this 633-nucleotide messenger RNA. RefSeq lists its product as uncharacterized. Lineage: Eukaryota; Viridiplantae; Streptophyta; Magnoliopsida; Poales; Poaceae. The record is from RefSeq and is a predicted model, not a curated record. Bases 145 to 354 code for a protein of 69 amino acids. The transcript has a single exon.